Molecule: messenger RNA, 1361 nt
Organism: Nomia melanderi (Alkali bee)
Lineage: Eukaryota; Metazoa; Arthropoda; Insecta; Hymenoptera; Halictidae
Source: RefSeq, a predicted model, not a curated record
CAGCGAUCUAAGUAUCAGAAUCGUCGCGUGGUGCCGUGUGCAGGUGAAACGUGUUUAAAUAGAACGAAGGGAAUGACCGGCGGCAAUAUACUUCUGUCGUUGCCGUUGAGGGGACAGCAACAUGUGGAAGCUAUUUUUCGUAGCGCUGGUCGCUCUGGCGACAGCCGAGCAGGUGAAAUAUGACAACUACAAGGUGUUCCGCGUGACACCGCAAACCCCCGACCAACUGGAAAUCGUCCGCAACCUCGAAGAAAUCUCUGACUCCUACUCCUUCUGGAAAGAGCCCAGCACCGUCAACAAUUUCGCCGACGUGAUGGUUGCCCCGCACAAAGAAGCGGAGUUCGUUGAGACGAUGAAGAAAUUCGGAGUCGCUCACGAGACUUACGUCGCUGACGUUCAAACUUUGAUCGAUAGCGAACAACCACCUGUCCAACCUCUUGCCACUUUUGACUUGAGGAACUACCACAAAUUAGACGAGAUCUACGCGUACUUGGACAGCCUGGCCAAGGCUUACCCUGGCAAGGUCCAAGUAAUCGUUGGUGGAAAGACUUACGAAGGCCGUCAGAUCAAAGGUGUAAAACUGUCUUUCGGCGGCAACAAGCCUGGUAUCUUCCUCGAGGCUGGAAUCCACGCUAGGGAAUGGAUCGGACCGGCCACCAUUUUGUACAUACUGAACGAACUGUUGACCAGCAAGCAAGCCGACGUUAGGGCUCUCGCCGAAUCUCACGAAUGGUACAUUUUCCCAUCGUUCAACCCUGAUGGCUACAGUUACACGCACUCGACGAACCGUUUGUGGAGAAAGACACGCAAGCCUUAUGGUGUUUUGUGCUACGGAAGCGACCCUAACAGGAACUGGGGCUACAAAUGGAUGUCUGGCGGUGCUAGCAGCAACCCAUGCAGCGACACUUAUGGUGGAAGCUCUGCAUUCUCUGACGUAGAAACCAAAUCGAUGUCCCAAUACAUCUCGUCGAUUUCGAACAAACUCUUCGCCUAUGUCGCCUUCCACAGCUACUCGCAGCUCCUCAUGUUCCCCUAUGGUCACACGAAGGAACACUUGGACAACUACAGUGACUCUCUUCUAAUCGGCCAGAAGACCAUCAAAGCUCUUGCGAAACGUUACGGAACAAAAUACCAGGUCGGAAAUGUUGCCGAAACCAUUUACGUCGCCAGCGGAAGCUCAGUAGAUUGGGUGAAAGGAACCUUACACAAACCCAUCACCUACACAUACGAAUUGCGCGACACUGGCCGUCAUGGUUUCUUGCUUCCGGCUGACCAAAUUGAACCCACUGCUCUGGAGACCCUGGACUCCUUGGUCGCCAUGUUCAAGGAAGCUAAAGCCCGCGGUUACGAAUAAAGGAUAA